This is a messenger RNA of Dermacentor andersoni, 1085 nucleotides long. Its product is annotated as fas apoptotic inhibitory molecule 1. Gene Ontology annotation, biological process: negative regulation of extrinsic apoptotic signaling pathway via death domain receptors. NCBI's taxonomy places the organism in Eukaryota, Metazoa, Arthropoda, Arachnida, Ixodida, Ixodidae. The record is from RefSeq and is a predicted model, not a curated record.
GUUGUUGACGCCCCGCGCACUGGCAAAUAAGCGCCCUGCCGCUUCGCUCGUAUGGAACUUGAGCGACAUUCACGCAGCAAAAACGAGAAUUCUGCACGCUAUGCACAGAAUGUGCGCAUAAUUUGGAUCUAUUAAUGCUCGCCUACUCUUUUUUGUGUUAGCUGUAGUGGCUGUAGUGGACUGUACGCCCUGCUGAUCAGUCCGUGGCAGCCUGCUAUCGAUCAUAAGCGCGUGAAAGAACCAAUUUGACUUCGAUAUGGCUGACACUGUGGCUGUUUGGGAAGUUCCAUUCAGUGACAAGAUACACAAGAUCGAGUUCGAACACGGAACCACCACCGGAAGGAGAAUAAUCAAAGUGGAUGGAAAGGAGAUCCUGCGACGCGACUGGAUGUUCAAGCUUGUCGGCUCGGAGCCCUUUGAAGUGGGUCGGGCGAAGUGCGUGGUGACGAUCAGAGCGUUGAGCGGCUUCACUUACGAGUAUUCGCUCAUCGUUGACGGCAAGCAACUGGACAAAUUUAGAGAGAGGCAAUCUAAAAUACUCAACACGUGGAUAGUAAACCUCCUGGAGCAACCGGCAAGGGUUGUCCUAGAGAAGGACACACUGGACAUAUACGUAAAUGGAGAAAAGGUUGAUGUUGUGCCAGAAUUUGUGGAUGGAGGAACCGAGACCCAUUUUCAAGUGGGACCCUACCAAGCUUACAUCACUGCAGCAAGCAGCGGAAGCAAAAAAGAAGGCAUUUUGCACACACUGGUUGUUGAAGGACACGAGAUUCCGAGCUGCACUGAAUGAACCAUGCCCCGCAGUUUGAUGAAGCACAGGUCACGCAGGAGUGCCUUCAGCACCACCCAGUCACGCAAAAAUUGACUGCAUGUAUCCUGUAUGCUGCUGCAACGCCCAUUAUUUGUUACUGUUGACUAGCACUAUUUGAAUGCCACAGCGACAGGCAAAUGCACAAGGAAACCGUCCAGUUUUAUUACGGUUCAGAAAAGCAGACAAGUUAUCGAAGGCAUUGUGUACAACAAAUGCCAUCGAAGUAGGCAUUCAACUAUCAAGUACAAAGCACAUUUAAAAAGCUGAUGUUAAA